AUGAGCAACGCUGAUAGAAGAAAUAAGAUACCGGCAGCACCGACACUUACUACUGGUGGCAAUCUACUUUCAAAUGUUGCUCCACCUACUGAACUUCCAAACUUUGUCACGACAGUUCCUACUCCAGCCGCACCAGCUCCUUAUAACUCUGAGGUACCGCAGGUAGUUCCAGCAGUGCAAGUACUAGCUUCAGAAGCUAGUCAAGAUGUAGAAGCAAAGAAACCUGUUCAAGAGUCACCUCAGAGUAAUUUUUAUUACCUUCCCUUAGUCUUAUUUAUUUUAAUAAUUAAAAUAUCCAUAUUUUGUAGCCCAGCUAUUCCACUAUCUAAAGGGGAGCCUACUUUGCCCAUUAGGUCUCCAGAAGACUCAUUGACAACACUCUCACCAGAAUCCUUACCUGAAUCUAUUUCAGAAAGUGAUAAACUUGGAGAUGUUAUGCCCGGAAGUGGAAUUUUAACAUGGAUGAAAGGUGCUGUUGCUAGUGGAGGCAUAUUACAAAGGGUCGCUGAGAAAGCUAAGAGCUCAGUCGAUUCUAUGAUAACCACCCUGGAUCCACAGAUGAAAGAAUAUUUAAGGAGUGGGGGUGAUCUGUGCAUAGUAGUUGCUUCAGACAAAGAAGUAAAGAUUUCACCGGUCAGGGAAGCUUUUCAAACUGUUUUCGGAAAAGCAACUGUAAUCGGGUACAAGGCUGACAGUGACGUCACAGCUGCCCAGCCCGUAGGCUACGCGUCAGCCUAUGCCGCCGCAAAACAGCGUAUUGCGUACAUACGCUCUGUGCAUAGCGAGUUUACAAAUAACGUGCCUGUGCUCGCUGUGGAAGGGUUUAUACAAGAGACAGUGACUGAUAGAUGGUACGAGAUGUCGCUACUAGUGCUGUCGCAGCCGUCCCUCGGCAUCGAGCUCCAGAUGCAGUCGCAAGCGACCCCCGUGCCGGGCGCGGCCGUGGCCGCCGCGCGCGCCGCCUCGGAGGGCUAUGCGCAUGCGCUCACCGGCUACAGCGUCACCGUGGGCUCCAUCAUGGCGACCAACUUGCAGGUACCACAUACACAAUGGCAAGAAGCUUCAACAGGUGUGUCACGGAGAGAAAUCCUGUUAUUUGCAGCAAGAUCACUGGCAGGUUCCUACAAAAAGUUAUUGGCAGUUGCAGCUGAGUCUUAAAAAUGUCCAAUAUUGAAUUUCAUCAAAGGCUAAUUAUAUCAAAUCGUGUAAGUGGUCUGAAAUUAAUUAAGUUUGUUUGAAAUAAAUUGUAAAAAGAAUGACUACGACAAUAA
This is a messenger RNA of Melitaea cinxia (Glanville fritillary), 1271 nucleotides long. RefSeq names its product protein PRRC1-like. The record is from RefSeq and is a predicted model, not a curated record. Gene Ontology annotation, cellular component: cytoplasm. Gene Ontology annotation, molecular function: protein kinase A regulatory subunit binding. Gene Ontology annotation, biological process: activation of protein kinase A activity. The coding region runs from base 1 to 1158 and encodes 385 amino acids. NCBI's taxonomy places the organism in Eukaryota, Metazoa, Arthropoda, Insecta, Lepidoptera, Nymphalidae. The transcript has 8 exons.